AUGAGCACCUCGCCUCCUUUGCGCAAGCUCAAUUCGCACGUCUCCUUGUUGGACUCUUCGCGUGUACAAUCGCCAAAUCCGCUGCACCCUUCAGUCAUUCUGUUAUUUGGAUGGCUUGAAGCCGAGCCUGCAUAUUUGCAGAAAUAUGUGGAUCGGCUGCACGCCAAUUUCCCCACCUCUACCAUCGUCCUCAUCAAGGCUGAUACGUCUUGGUACUUCAGUUCCGAGUCAUCGCUGGAAAAGGAAGUCUUACCCGCAGUCCAUACCAUUCGGAGAGAGUUGAGCGAUGCGGACAGGACUAGGGGAGUCCUGGUGCAUGUGCUCUCGAACGGUGGUGCUUUACAGCUCGUCACUCUGCGCAAGGCCUUGGCCAAGUCAGGUGCUACGGAACACCCGGCCAGUCGACGUUCCCGACUACCGAUAGCUCUCGUACUCGACUCAACACCGGCAUCGAGUGAACUUGCGUCCGCAAUCCAAUCAUGGGCACCCGCGAAUACGCUGAUGCGUUGGCUCGCGAUACCACCCAUAACGAUGCUGUACACGGGGUUCUAUAUAGCUAACGCGCUCGCCGGACACCCGCCUGUCUUCCGCGCCAUACGGGACGAACUGAAAUCGGCCGACCUGUUGCCGACUGUCACGAACCGUGGCGAGCCCGAGGCAAUUCCUCGUGCUUACUUCACGUCUAACAAGGAUGUGAUCACGCCGAUGAAGGACGUUGAGACACACUACGCGGAGGUGGUAGCUCUAGGCUUCGAUGCGACGAUAGAGCGGUUCGUCGGCUCUGCGCACGUCUCGCAUGCAAGACUGGACCCGGACAGGUAUUGGCGCGCUGUGAACAAUGUUUGGAAAAGGGCACUCCAGAAAAGCGGACAUGGUCGAGUUCUUGCGUCACUGUAG
Rhodofomes roseus is the source of this 897-nucleotide messenger RNA. RefSeq lists its product as uncharacterized. The transcript is spliced from 5 exons. Lineage: Eukaryota; Fungi; Basidiomycota; Agaricomycetes; Polyporales; Fomitopsidaceae. The coding region runs from base 1 to 897 and encodes 298 amino acids. The record is from RefSeq and is a predicted model, not a curated record.